AUGGCUGCUCAGGCUAGCGAGGAUCUGCAGAAGCUUGACCUGAACGGCCAGGGCGGCGCCGCUAAAGCGGACGCCCCUACCGUGGGUCAAGCAGAAGCCGGAGAGGCGGAGGACGAUUCGGAUGACGACGCUGAUGAAGGAAACGCUGCUCCCGAAGGCGGAGCCAACGGAGCCGCUAAGAAAAAGAAGAAGCGCAAGUCUAAGAAGAAGAAGAAGGGUGGUGCCAAGGUUCAGAGCGAACCCCCGCGGGUCCCUCUGUCUCAGCUCUUCGCCGGCAAGCAAUAUCCCGAGGGCGAGAUCGUCGAGUACAAGAAUGAUAAUUCGUACCGCACGACCAACGAAGAAAAGCGUUAUCUCGACCGCAUGAACAAUGAUUUCCUGCAGGAGUACCGCCAGGCUGCCGAGGUGCACCGUCAGGUCCGUCAGUAUGCGCAGAAAACCAUCAAGCCGGGCCAGACCUUGACGGAGAUCGCUGAGGGCAUCGAGGAUUCGGUGCGUGCUUUGACUGGCCACCAGGGUCUUGAGGAAGGUGACAACCUCAAGGGUGGUAUGGGUUUCCCCUGCGGUCUGAGCAUCAACCAUUGUGCCGCUCACUACACACCUAAUGCGGGCAACAAGAUGGUGUUGCAGCAAGGAGAUGUGAUGAAGGUCGACUUCGGCGCGCACAUUAACGGCCGCAUUGUCGACAGUGCUUUUACUGUGGCUUUCGAUCCAGUUUAUGAUCCACUACUUGAGGCCGUUAAGGAUGCUACCAAUACUGGAAUUCGCGAAGCGGGUAUUGACGUCCGCAUGAGCGAUAUUGGUGCCGCUAUCCAGGAGGCCAUGGAAAGUUACGAAGUUGAACUCAACGGGACUAUGCACCCCGUGAAGUGUAUUAGGAACCUCAACGGCCACAACAUUGAACAGCACGUCAUUCAUGGAGGCAAGAGUGUUCCGAUCGUGAAGGGUGGUGACCAGACCAAGAUGGAGGAAGGUGAAGUUUUCGCCAUUGAGACCUUCGGUAGUACCGGAAAGGGCUACGUGAGAGAAGACAUGGAAACCUCCCACUAUGCUUUGGUUCCUAAUACCUCUCCGGUGCCUUUGCGUCUCUCCUCGGCCAAGAAUUUGUUGAAUGUGAUCAACAAGAACUUCGGCACUUUGCCUUUCUGCCGUCGUUAUCUUGACCGGCUUGGACAGGACAAAUAUCUACUUGGAUUAAACAACCUGGUUUCGUCCGGAAUUGUGCAGGACUACCCGCCACUUUGCGAUGUCAAGGGCUCUUACACUGCCCAAUAUGAACAUACUAUUGUCCUUCGGCCUAACGUGAAGGAAGUGAUCAGCCGUGGAGACGAUUACUAA
Messenger RNA from Aspergillus bombycis, 1338 nucleotides. RefSeq names its product methionine aminopeptidase 2. Gene Ontology annotation, molecular function: metalloaminopeptidase activity. Gene Ontology annotation, biological process: proteolysis. The transcript is spliced from 7 exons. Bases 1 to 1338 code for a protein of 445 amino acids. The record is from RefSeq and is a predicted model, not a curated record. NCBI's taxonomy places the organism in Eukaryota, Fungi, Ascomycota, Eurotiomycetes, Eurotiales, Aspergillaceae.